Cylicocyclus nassatus is the source of this 1171-nucleotide messenger RNA. NCBI's taxonomy places the organism in Eukaryota, Metazoa, Nematoda, Chromadorea, Rhabditida, Strongylidae. The record is from the annotation of a GenBank genome assembly.
AGUGUCCCAUACGAGCUGGUCUCAACUCCAUAAGAUGUUUACUAGAAAGAAAACCAGUCGUAAAGUGGCGGGAAGAAACAUGGAAAGUGCUGAAUCUCCAGUAUGUGCAGUACGACGAAAACAAACAUAUGGUCCUCGCAUUCGCCCAACACGGAGUAAAAAAGGCGACAAAGAUCUUCCAGAUGAGAUGGAGCGGCUUAUCGACGAUUACGUUGACAAUGCCAUAAGCACAGGAGUUGAAGGCUUCAAAAAAGAGUUUGCAAGCAUAGCUUCCUAUCGUGCACCAGAUGAGAUAUAUAAGUACGAUUCGUUUCUGAAACAUUCCGACCGGAAUCGCUAUAAUGACGUUGUGUGUAUUGAAUCAACUCGAGUCAUCCUAACACAAGAUGUGCCACCGUCGACAGACUACAUCCAUGCGAACUGGAUCAAAUUCGAAAAACACGACCGAGUGUUCAUAGCCACUCAAGCUCCGCUUGAUAAUACUAUUGAUGAUUUUUGGCGAAUGAUCUUUCAAGAAAAAUGUCCAAGCAUUGUGAAUCUGACGCCCAUGAUCGAAAAUGGUAAAGUCAAGUGCACCACAUAUUGGCCACAACAUCCCGGAGCCUUCAACACUUACGAUAAAAUGUUCGUAAACACUAAGAAGGUCGAAUUUGAGGAGCAGUUCACAAUUUAUACCAUUGAACUGCUGCCAGAAGGUUGCUCGGAUUCGCAUAUUGUGAAGAUGAUUCACAUGACAAAUUGGCCGGACAAAGGAGUGCCUGCCAGCGGCCGUCAUGUUCUACGGUUAUUGCGCAUGGUCGUUGCAAACAGGCUUGACUGUGGCCCUAUAGUGGUGCAUUGCUCAGCUGGAAUUGGUCGUACGGGAAGUAUAAUUUUAAUAGACGUAAUCUUGCAUAAAUUGUUCUCUGGAGAGAAAAUUGAGCUACCGCGACUCUUCAAGCAGCUUCGAGAUCAAAGAGCUUCAUCUAUAAACACAGAGUCACUCUAUGUGUUUGUCGUAUACAGUGUUCUGGAUUAUCUGAGGGCAAAGUUCCCGACAAAAUACAAAGAAAAAACGCAAGGAUUCUUCGAUGAUUUCAAAGCGAUACGCCAAUUGCAAACAUAAGACUUGGUGGACUGGCUCAGCAGAUAGAAAAAAAUGAGGAAAAUCGUGUUUUGACUAGAAUUAAUG